Molecule: messenger RNA, 1335 nt
Organism: Exophiala aquamarina CBS 119918
Lineage: Eukaryota; Fungi; Ascomycota; Eurotiomycetes; Chaetothyriales; Herpotrichiellaceae
Exons: 1
Coding region: 1-1335 (444 amino acids)
Biological process (GO): polyphosphate catabolic process
Cellular component (GO): cytoplasm
Molecular function (GO): phosphatase activity; endopolyphosphatase activity
Source: RefSeq, a predicted model, not a curated record
AUGUCCGACAAAGACUUUCCAUCAUCCCGCUCAGUCUCGCGCUCAUAUCCAGGUCAAAGAUUGCGCAAGCCACUGGUCGAAUGGAUCACCAAUGACUGGCGAGAUGUUCCGACUCUUCAUACUUCGGACGCUUCUGCCUAUCCCAGAGUCGACAAAUUCCUAAAUACGCUUGAACACGGUCUAAGCCGAUUCCUUGCCAUCGUCAAAGCACCAAAAUUUAGAAGACUUCUACUUUUGGUAAUCGUCAUCGUACUCUCUUCGUUGUUCCUAUUGAUAAAGAUUGUUGCACCAUUCGUUGAGGAAGAGACAGCCGUGUGGAAAUCCUUGAGCCUCGCUACAGUACCUUCAGGCGCAGGUCUGUUUGGGACAAAUGCCCGACCUCGGUUUCCGAAUAUGAUUCAUCUCCAAGACCUCGACCCGAAGCUUCUUCCACGAACAUCCAGGGGAAAGCAUGAGGGUAUCAAGGACAUGAAGAGGCUGAUUUUCAUGGGUGAUAUUCAUGGGUGCAAAAAGGAGCUCGAAGACUUGCUAAAGAAGGUGCAUUUCGAUCCAGUGACGGAUCACCUUAUCGCCACCGGGGACAUAGUCCUGAAAGGGCCUGACACUCCCGGAGUGAUUGACCUCCUUCGCGGUUAUGAGGCUUCUUGUGUUCGCGGCAAUCAUGAAGACAGACUGCUCCUGGUAGCGGACGACCUCAAAUCCGCCUCGCUUCGAUCGAACAAGAACUCCGGAACAGGGGCCGAUAUUGGCCGUGAGGCAGAAUCCUUCAAGGCUGAUAGCCAGGAACGAAAAUUGGCGAUGUCGCUUAGUGCUGAUCAGCUUGCAUAUCUCAACGCUUGCCCAGUCAUCCUUCGCGUGGGUGAAUUGAAAGCAUUCGGAGGCGAAGCUGUAGUUGUUCACGCUGGUCUUGUAGCCGGAGUUCCCCUUGAAGAGCAGGAUCCCGCCUCUGUCAUGAACAUGCGAAUUGUCGAUCUUAACACACAUGUCCCUUCAAAAAGUCACGAGAAGAAAGGUAGUAUUCCAUGGUACAGCCUGUGGAAGAAACAUCAGCAGCUGGCUCCGGCCCAGAGGCAUCUUGCCCAAUUGCGAGAAUCGGGAAAGUGGGACACUUCUGUGAAGCACACCACGGUGAUUUAUGGACAUGACGCCAAGAAAGGGUUGCAAAUUAAUAAGUAUACAAAAGGAUUAGACACUGGCUGUGUUCGAGGAGGCAAACUCACUGCCUUGGUUGUUGAUGACAAGGGACACCAGAAUGUCGUUCAAGUCCCUUGUCGCGAUCAAAUGCAGCUGUCUUCAAUCGAAAAAUACCCAUCAUUCAAGGACGAAUCGGACUGA